UGGCGUGGGAGCCCAUGAAGGAUGACGAUCCUGCCUGCACCCCCAUUGCAGAUCCUAAAUGAGAUUGCGUUGCACCGCGGCCUGCAGCACCGCCACAUCGUGAGUUUCUUGCAUCAUUUUGAGGAUGCAGUCAACAUAUACAUUUUCUUGGAGCUCCGCAGCAAAAAGCUGGAGGAUUCCCUGGCCCACAUCUGGAAGGCCCGGCACACCCUGUUGGAGCCAGAAGUGCGCUACUACCUGCGGCAGAUCCUUUCGGGACUCAAGUACUUGCACCAGCGAGGCAUCUUGCACCGAGACCUCAAGCUGGGAAAUUUUUUUAUUACUGAGAACAUGGAACUGAAGAUGGGGGAUUUUGGGCUGGCAACCCGGUUGGAGCCCCCAGAGCAUAGGAAGAAGACCAUCUGUGGCACCCCUAACUACGUGGCUCCGGAAGUGCUGCAGAGACAGGGUCACGGCCCAGAGGCAGAUGUGUGGUCCCUGGGCUGUGUCAUGUACACACUGCUAUGUGGGAGCCCCCCCUUUGAGACAGUCGACCUGAAGGAGACGUACCGCUGCAUCAAACAGGUUCACUACACGCUGCCCGCCAGCCUCUCACUGCCUGCCCGGCAGCUCCUGGCUGCCAUCCUUCGAGCCUCGCCCCAGGACCGCCCCUCAAUUGACCAGAUCCUGCGCCAUGACUUCUUUACCAAGGGCUACACCCCCGACCGGCUCCCUAUCAACAGCUGCGUGACAGUCCCAGACCUGGUACCCCUUAACCCAGCUAGGAUUCUGUUUGUCAAAGUUACCAAGAGCCUCUUUGGCAGGAAGAAGAACAAGAGUAAGAACCAUCCCGAGGAGCGGGACGAGGUUUCCUGUUUGGUGAGCGGCCUCACUCGGACAUCCAUUGCCCAUCAGGAUGCCAAGCCUGAGGCUCCAGCAGCUUCUGGUCCAGCCCCCCUCAGCCUGGUAGAGACAGCGCCCGAAGACAGCUCACCCCGUGGGACACUGGCGAGUAGCGGAGAUGGUGAGCAGCCAGGAGAAUGAGAGGUGCUAGCGGUUACUGGGCUGAAACCAGGGACCAG
This is a messenger RNA of Myotis lucifugus (little brown bat), 1061 nucleotides long. RefSeq names its product polo like kinase 3 (gene PLK3). Gene Ontology annotation, cellular component: cytoplasm; centrosome; spindle pole. The record is from RefSeq and is a predicted model, not a curated record. Gene Ontology annotation, molecular function: protein serine/threonine kinase activity; ATP binding. Lineage: Eukaryota; Metazoa; Chordata; Mammalia; Chiroptera; Vespertilionidae. Gene Ontology annotation, biological process: Golgi disassembly; DNA damage response; regulation of cytokinesis.